AUGCAUACACUCAUUCGUCGUAAUACAAUUAUUCCAACGCGAACUGAACUUUAUCCAAUAUUCACAAAUGCUUAUGCCUAUCAGACAACAGCUACCAUUCGCAUAUUUGAAGGUGAACAUAAUUUCACAAAAUACAAUACAUUAUUGGGCGAGUUUAGUCUUUCCGGCCUAACAAGCAACUUCGCUCCUCAGACACUCGAAAUAGCUAUUCGUAUGGAUAUCGAUGCUAAUGGGAUACUUCGUGUCGAUGCUGAAGAAGCGCGUUCGGGCGUGAAAGCUUCAUUUACUCUUGAGUCCAAUCAGCAAAGAUUGAACAAAGAUGAUAUUGAGCGACAUAUUACCUAUGUAGAAAGUGAUACAAAUUUUGCAGCUAAAUCUGUUUAUGAUCGAAAACCCAAUGAUCCAUUGUACUUACUCGAUGGUCAAAUUACACCCGUUACACGUAACUUUUCAGCUGAAUUUGUUACCUCAUUCGGUCAAAUAACUGGUGCUCCACUUCUCAUUAAACUGAAAAAUGUUCGAUCUUCAAGAACAAUGAUUGAAAAGCUCAUCAAACUUCAAUCCGAGGACGGUUCAUUUACGUUGAAUAAAGAUUUAGCUGAUAUACUUCAUGUCAAUGUUGAUACUUUCAAUGGUCUAGAACAAUAUUUAUGCGAACAAGGUUUUAAAUCACUCGGUAAGAUCGUAUGA
Messenger RNA from Rotaria sp. Silwood1, 690 nucleotides. Lineage: Eukaryota; Metazoa; Rotifera; Eurotatoria; Philodinida; Philodinidae. The record is from the annotation of a GenBank genome assembly.